GGGGCCACCGCGAACGUCGGCGGCGCGAGGUUCCCGAGGUUUCCGUCCACGUCGAAUACAACGGUGAACCCAGACGAUAUCUGAGCAGAUAUCCUAGUUUCGGGGUCCCGUAGUUUCUGAGAGCGCCACUAAUUGGCGGGUCUUCCGACUAGAGAGUUCGAUGGUGUCGACCGGUUCCUUCACGGUUCUCGAUGAAAGUGGCGCAUCAGUGCUACCUAUUCUGGAUCCUCGGGGUAUGAGACGAAGCCCUCCAAGGAAUGUCUAUUUGAAGACUUCGAGUGGUCCUACGGAAACUCAUGGCCCUCUGACUGAGGGCCCCCGUCUUCCGACCCCUCCGAUGAGCAGCCCAGAGUCGUCGUCGCCCCCUCCCCCUCUCCUGUCACGGGGUCGAUCCACUAAUGUCUCUUCGCCAGACAUAAUCCCCCAAGAAGUUCUUCAGGGAAUUUCGAAAAUCGCCCUGGUCAAAAACUUCAACAGGCGGCACAUUGAGAAUGAGAUCAAAGAAAGGCGGCAAUCGGAACUCCUUGCCGAGAAGACUCCACAAAAUGACACCAAAGUACAUACAUCGUCUCCGGAGGACGAGGAGCGUCUUAUUCUAGAUGCCAACAAAAAUGGGCGAAUCUCGCAGCUCGAUGAAGUGGAUGAGUACCAAAAACGAAUCGAGCAAGAGAAUUCCCAACGGAAACUACUUCUUGCCCAAGCUGUUCUCGACAGAGAGCGGAGGACGGUGGCAGAAGUUCAUCGCUUGGAAAGAAUCAAAACGGAACUCGCGAGACUCGAUCACAUCCUUAGCUCUGACGUGGCCAUACUCAGACGAGAGAUCGAAGCUGCAAGCGUCGAAUUCAACGAGGCUGAGAAGAAUUAUGUCCGAAUCGAGAAGGAGUUCAUCGAGGCCAAAUUCUUAUUGCAUCAGAAGCUGGAUCGCAAAGAGAAGCUCACGGAGCACCUCUGUUUCAUAAUCGAAGAGAACGAGAGUAGAAAAGCGAAGAAACUGCAGCAGCUCAUGGAUGAACUCAACGAGGAUGCAACGCGAGAAGAUUAUCAGAUCCUUCCCGUUUACGACCAAGAAGAGUUGUGUUCGUCCUGUGGUGGUUUCCCCGAAUCCACAACGGACGACGAAUCGACGAAGAUGAAAUCUCUCCCUUCUCAACUCGCGCAAUGA
Molecule: messenger RNA, 1162 nt
Organism: Galendromus occidentalis (western predatory mite)
Lineage: Eukaryota; Metazoa; Arthropoda; Arachnida; Mesostigmata; Phytoseiidae
Gene: Gorab
Product: Golgin, RAB6 interacting
Exons: 5
Coding region: 161-1162 (333 amino acids)
Biological process (GO): non-motile cilium assembly
Source: RefSeq, a predicted model, not a curated record